Messenger RNA from Nerophis lumbriciformis (worm pipefish), 1920 nucleotides. The record is from RefSeq and is a predicted model, not a curated record. Lineage: Eukaryota; Metazoa; Chordata; Actinopteri; Syngnathiformes; Syngnathidae.
ACAAACAUGGCGUCCAUCAGCAGUGAACAGUGGAACGAAAUCUGCGAAAAAUUUACCAACGCCCAAAACCUAACAGAUGUCAAAUCUCGAAACGACCCUAAAAAUGACCCUUUUCGCUCCAAGUACAAGGCCAGAGACCUCCUCCGGGAGAUACACUGCUCGCUGAAGAGUUUUGAGGUCGGUGACGGGGAGGAAGACGGCGGUGCGCAGGGCGGCGACCAGCGGUCUAGCGAGCAGCCGGUGGACGGUCAGCUGGAGGAAAUGUUCGAGCGGGGCUUCGGCGGCGAUUCGCCCACCGGGCAGAGGACCGCGAGGCUGGCGGCGGUGGAAUAUUACCUCGGUGUGAACCAUGUGGACACGGAAGAGCUGUCGGCCGGCGAAGAGUGUUUAAUGAACUGUAUGAAAUUAUUGGAGAAAUGCAGAGUGUCAACCGAGAAUGUGUCGUUAUUCAUUCAUGCCCGGAACCAGCUGGGCAUCCUGUGGGCAGGUCGGGAUGAGACUGAAAUGGCACAAGGAUUCUUAGAGACGGCUGAGGCCAUCUACUUGCGCUACAUGAAGGAGGAUGGAAGUCCCCCCACUGAUUUGGUGGAGUAUUUCACUACCAAUGAAAAGAUGUUGACACAUCAAGAAAAGAACAAAAAGUUUGAGCUAGCCUAUACACACACUAUGUAUUACCUUGCUCAGGUCUACCAAAACCUUGGUCAAACUGAGCGAGCUGCCACCUAUUGCCACAGCACCCUGCAGAGACAGCUGCAGUUGAAUCAGUUCAGUCCGAUGGAGUGGGCUCUGAACGCUGCUACACUUUCACAGUAUUACAUAACAAAGGGGAGAUACAUGGAGGGCAGACACUGUCUUUCAGCAGCUACAGUCAUAUCUGGUUUAGCGGGAGAAGUUCCCUCAGAGGCUGCAGCUCAAGAGAGUGAGAUCGAGAGCGAGCGACGGGAUCAGCUGAGGCAGAAGCGAGCUGAGAUUGCGAGAUGCUGGAUUAAGUACUGUCUCAUCCUCCUCGAGGAUGCCAAAAAAGCGCUCGAGGAUAACAUUGGGGAGCUGGAUACUGAUCUUCAAGAAGAGUUAAAGAGGAAGAGGAGGCUUGAGUUGGAGGAAGAAGAAAAGGGCAGAAAGAGCGCUCUACUGUUUGGGUCUGAGGAUACAUUUGACUCCAUUGCAAGUCUGGAGGAGAAGGUAAGCUGCUUGCUUCCGCUGGACUUUACCGAGGCCAGGAAUGUUUUUCUGGUGGGACAGAACUAUGUCACACAGGCAAAGGAGUACUUCCUGAUGGACGGCUAUGUGACUGAUCACAUUGAAAUCCUGCAAGAUCACAGCGCCCUCUUCAGGAUUUUGGCCUUCUUUGAAGAGGACAUCGAGCGACGCUGCAAAAUGCACAAACGACGCGUCGACAUGUUGGAGACUAUCUGUCUCGAGCUGAACUCCCAGUACUACCUCAUGAUCCGCAGACAGUUGAUGUAUGAGCUGGCUGACACAUACAAUGAAAUGAUGGACCUGAAACUGACACUGGCAAACAGACAAGCUGACACACAGUCUCUGGAUAAUCACACCAUUAAGAAAUUCAACAGCCUCUGCUCUGCCGCCACUAAGUACUACCAGAUGUUCCUGGACUCUCUGCGCUCUCCUGAUGGGAAGUUUCCGACGCACCUGGAGGAGGAGGUGCUCAGGCCGGCCCUGGUGGCCCGUUUCAGAGUGGCCCGACUGCACAGCCGACUGAUUUCAUCUCUCCCACAUACGCAGCUGGACAACCUCAACAACUCGCUGGAAAACUACAAAUACGUAGUGGAGUACUGCGAGGCCCAUCCCGAGGCCGCUGCGGCCGUGGAGUCGGAAUUGGAGUUGAGUAAGGAGAUGGUGGGCCUGCUUCCUCUCAAAAUCAACCGCCUCAAAGCCAGGAUGGCUGCUAACAACUGA